AUGGUUGUCGUCGUCAAUGGAGAGAUCUUGCCCGACAGUGACCCUAGAGCGGUCCGUGCGCGCCAAAAGCGUGGGCUCUCCUCGCCGUCCUCUUCAGCCGCUUCGUCCGCCGGCAGUCGCGCAGCGCCCGACGGAGGUUUGAGCCGUCGCUCGAUUUCCUCUUUCUUGUCCCGUGCUGCGCGAACGGGUCAGGCGAGUCUUUUUGGCCGGGAGAAUCGCCGAACUGUAACGGUUCCCCCUCUGUCUUUCAUUGGAAAACCCGCGGUGGAAGUUCCAGUGUACAUACUCGUCGUCGCCGCCGUGCUGAUCGCCCUCCUUGGCGUGCAGGGUGCCGUCUUUGUAGCGCUUGUCUACCUUUUCUACACUCCCUGGACGCAUGACACCAACCGCGCCCCGUCGCCUUCCUCCUGGCCUCGAGAGGCCGCAGGCUCAGGAGCGAGAACGUUGUCUUCCCCGUCUCGCGGCGGUUCGACCGGUGAGCGAUCGAGGCGGGUGCUCGGCGAGGAAGAGAGAGAAGCGCGCAUGCAGCGACUCUCGCAGCCGCAGAAAGAAGCUUCGGCAGACGACCGCGACAAGGAUACACAUUGA
Neospora caninum is the source of this 588-nucleotide messenger RNA. RefSeq lists its product as hypothetical. The record is from RefSeq and is a predicted model, not a curated record. The transcript has a single exon. Lineage: Eukaryota; Apicomplexa; Conoidasida; Eucoccidiorida; Sarcocystidae. Bases 1 to 588 code for a protein of 195 amino acids.